AUGCCGCCCGACACGCACUCCUCUCUCCCCCUUCUGGACCCCUCCGCCUCCGCCUCCGCCUCCGAUGACCGCGGCCGCCGACGCCCCGCCUCCCCUGGCCACCCCUUCCUCCACGACCCCUCUUCCUCAUACGACACCGACCCUGAAUUCGACCUCUCAGCAGCCGACCGCCCGCCCUUACCACGCCGAACAACACCCACCUCCCUCCGCUCCCUCACCCCCGUCCCCAUCUCUUCCCAAGCCCUAGCUCUCGACUCCCGCCUCCGCUACCGCCUCGCAGCCUUCUUCCUGGUGGUAUCUCUGGUAGCAUUCACCGUGCAAACGGAACUCGCUUCCAUCGUCCAACACGAUCUAGGCUGGGAUAAGGCUUACUGCAUGUUAUACCUGACCCACGGCAGCUGGGUCUUCUUAUUCCCCUUGCAGCUUGGUGUGCUGAGGUUGAUGAAGCGGGAUAUUGCCUGGCGACAAUUUUGGCGCGGGGUGCUUUGGGAUGUGCGGGUUGUGGGGGGGAUGGUUCAGUAUCAGAAGCUGGACGUGCAAACUUCAAGAGGAGGACGGGGACAAAGUGGAAGGGCAGGGGGGAGUCCAUGGCGAUAUCUAGCCUGGACAACAGCGGGAAUCACCUGCGCCUUGACCGUCGCCGGGCUAAGUUGGUAUCUGGCAGUCAGCAUGACCACCCCGUCCGAUCUCACUGCCAUCUACAACUGCAGCGCCUUCUUCGCAUACGCAUUUAGUAUUCCUUUGCUAAAAGAGAAGCCGCGGAUGGGCAAGAUCUUGGCUGUAGCCAUCGCCAUCAUCGGCGUUUUGGUGGUUGCAUACGGCGACGGCACCGACACUGACACCGACACCGACUCCGACACCGACUCUGGCCCAGGAGGAGAAAUCCCCAGCGGCACGCGGUUCCUAGGCAACCUAAUCAUAGGCGUCGGCUCCGUCCUCUACGGGCUCUACGAAGUCCUCUACAAGCGCUUCGCCUGUCCACCCUCCGGCACGUCCGCUUUUAGGAGCGUAACGUUCGCCAACACCUUCGGUAGCAUGAUCGGGCUCUUCACCAUUUUCGUUCUAUGGAUCCCUAUCCCAAUCUUGCACUGGACGGGCAUCGAGCCCUUUGAGGUUCCCACGGGCAGAGCGGCGUGGUUAUUGUUCUGGAGCAUUGUCAUGAACAUGAGUUUUGCGGGGUCGUUCCUGGUGUUGAUUUCCUUGACGAGUCCGGUAUUUAGCUCCGUGGCGAGCUUGUUGACGAUUUUCAUUGUUGCGGUAUCGGAUUGGUUUGUCACGGGCAAGCCGCUGAGCGGGGCAAGCAUGCUGGGUGGGGUGUUUAUUAUGGUGGCGUUUGGGGUGUUGAGUUGGAGUACUUGGAAGGAAAUUGAGGAGGAGGAGGAGGGUAAAAGGAGGAGGGCGGUUGCUGCUGAUAGGAGUGAGGAAGACGCGGAGAGUGGCAGUGACAAGGACGAGGAUUAG
Molecule: messenger RNA, 1461 nt
Organism: Sordaria macrospora k-hell
Lineage: Eukaryota; Fungi; Ascomycota; Sordariomycetes; Sordariales; Sordariaceae
Biological process (GO): intracellular calcium ion homeostasis
Cellular component (GO): endoplasmic reticulum membrane
Molecular function (GO): enzyme regulator activity
Source: RefSeq, a predicted model, not a curated record